This is a messenger RNA of Dama dama (fallow deer), 3837 nucleotides long. It is a transcript of the gene MMP24, whose product is annotated as matrix metallopeptidase 24. Gene Ontology annotation, cellular component: extracellular matrix. The coding region runs from base 1 to 2253 and encodes 750 amino acids. The transcript has 10 exons. NCBI's taxonomy places the organism in Eukaryota, Metazoa, Chordata, Mammalia, Artiodactyla, Cervidae. The record is from RefSeq and is a predicted model, not a curated record. Gene Ontology annotation, biological process: extracellular matrix organization; collagen catabolic process; proteolysis. Gene Ontology annotation, molecular function: zinc ion binding; metalloendopeptidase activity.
AUGGAACAGAGUCAAGAUCUGAACAUAGAUCUGACUCCAAAGCCUGACACCUCCAAAUUACAGAGCCACUCCUCGGCUCGCGUCCCGAGGCUGGUCCGGAGCCGGCGGCCCCGCGGGUCCCGCCUGGGUGCUGCCCCCGCGCCCCUGGCCGCCCCCCGCCGGGGCGGGGCGCGCGGAGGCGGGGGCGCGCUGGCGGCCGAGGCGGCGGCGGAGACAGGCGGGCCGGGCGCGUGUCCGCGGCGCGGUGACUCGGCGGCUCCGCAGCGGCUGCAGCGGGAGGACCCGGCCGGAGCCGCCGCCGCCGCCGCCAUCGCAGCCGGGCGGCCGGGCCCCGCCGCCGGGAUGCCGAAGAGCCGGGGCGGCCGCGCCGCGCCGGGGCCGCCGCCGCCGCUGGGCCUGGCCCCGCGCUGCAGCCGCUGGCGGGCCCCGGGGCGGCUGCUGCUGCUGCUGCCCGCGCUCUGCUGCCUCCCGGGCGCCGCGCGGGCGGCGGCGGCGGCGGCGGCGGGGGCCGGGGACCGGGCGGCGCGGGCGGCCGAGGCGGAGGCGCCCUUCGCCGGGCAGAACUGGUUAAAGUCCUAUGGCUAUCUGCUGCCCUCUGACUCACGGUCAUCUGCGUUGCACUCAGGGAAGGCCUUACAGUCAGCAGUCGCCACGAUGCAGCAGUUUUACGGGAUCCCUGUCACUGGUGUGUUGGAUCAGACAACAAUCGAGUGGAUGAAGAAACCCCGGUGUGGUGUCCCAGAUCACCCUCACUUGAGCCGAAGGCGGAGACACAAGCGAUAUGCCCUGACGGGACAGAAAUGGAGGCAGAAACACAUCACCUACAGCAUUCACAACUACACCCCAAAGGUGGGUGAGCUAGACACUCGGAAAGCUAUUCGCCAGGCUUUCGAUGUGUGGCAGAAGGUGACCCCGCUGACCUUUGAAGAGGUGCCAUACCACGAGAUCAAAAGUGACCGGAAGGAGGCAGACAUCAUGAUCUUCUUUGCCUCUGGUUUCCAUGGCGACAGCUCCCCAUUUGAUGGAGAAGGGGGAUUCCUGGCUCAUGCCUACUUCCCUGGCCCAGGGAUUGGUGGAGACACUCACUUUGACUCAGACGAGCCGUGGACGUUAGGAAAUGCCAACCAUGAUGGGAACGACCUCUUCCUGGUGGCUGUGCAUGAGCUGGGCCACGCGCUGGGCCUCGAGCACUCCAACGACCCCAGUGCCAUCAUGGCGCCCUUCUACCAGUACAUGGAGACGCACAACUUCAAGCUGCCUCAGGACGAUCUCCAGGGCAUCCAGAAGAUCUACGGACCCCCGGCCGAGCCCCUGGAGCCCACCAGGCCCCUCCCCACGCUGCCGGUCCGCAGGAUCCACUCACCGUCCGAGAGGAAGCAUGAGCGCCAGCCCAGGCCCCCUCGGCCACCCCUCGGGGACCGGCCAGCCACACCGGGCGCCAAACCCAACAUCUGUGACGGCAACUUCAACACGGUGGCCCUCUUCCGGGGCGAGAUGUUUGUGUUUAAGGAUCGCUGGUUCUGGCGCCUGCGCAAUAACCGGGUGCAGGAGGGCUACCCCAUGCAGAUCGAGCAGUUCUGGAAGGGCCUGCCCCCCCGCAUAGACGCAGCCUAUGAAAGGGCAGAUGGAAGAUUUGUCUUCUUCAAAGGUGACAAGUACUGGGUGUUUAAGGAGGUGACGGUGGAGCCUGGAUACCCCCACAGCCUGGGAGAGCUGGGCAGCUGUCUGCCCCGAGAAGGCAUUGAUACAGCUCUGCGCUGGGAACCUGUGGGCAAGACCUACUUUUUCAAAGGCGAGCGGUACUGGCGCUACAGCGAGGAGCGGCGGGCCACGGACCCCGGCUACCCCAAGCCCAUCACCGUGUGGAAGGGCAUCCCCCAGGCUCCUCAAGGGGCCUUCAUCAGCAAGGAAGGAUAUUACACCUACUUCUACAAGGGCCGGGACUACUGGAAGUUUGACAACCAGAAGCUAAGCGUGGAACCAGGCUACCCGCGCAACAUCCUGCGGGACUGGAUGGGCUGCAACCAGAAGGAGGCAGAGCGGCGCAAGGAGCGGAGGCUGCCCCAGGACGACGUGGACAUCAUGGUGACCAUCAAUGAUGUGCCGGGCUCUGUCAACGCGGUGGCCGUGGUUAUUCCCUGCAUCCUGUCCCUCUGCAUCCUGGUGCUGGUCUACACCAUCUUCCAGUUCAAGAACAAGGCGGGCCCUCAGCCUGUCACCUACUAUAAGCGGCCGGUCCAGGAGUGGGUGUGAGCAGCCCAGAGCCCUCUUUGUCCACUCAGUCUGGCCGGCCAGGCCCUUCCUCACCAGGGUCUGAGGGGCAGCUCUGGCCACUACCCACCGGGGCCAGCAAGGCCCUAGGCCAGCGGUCACGUAGCUGAAGUGGUGGUGCAUUGGCCUGGGCUGAGCAUGGAGCAGGGAGUGAUGGCGGCUGUGCCCCAGGGUGGGUGCCUGGUGCCCAGCUGCCAGCCUUCUGUCCUGGGUAACCGCUCCCUACUCCAGGGAACAGGCCAGGCCCCGUCAGGAGGCAGAGCCCAUGCCAGGAGGAGGCCCUGAGGUCACUGCGCCCCGUGGUGUCCAUGAGGCACCAUGGCGCCAUACCUGGCUGGACCCAGCACCUUCUGUGGGAAGCCAGCACAGCUCUCGGCCCCAUCUGGGAGAUGCCACCAGUCCUGGUCCCCCUUUGCCAACACCUGCUGGUCAGAUGUCCCCCCACCCCACUCCCACUGUCCUCCACGGCUACAGGACCCCUGCCGCCGACACAGUGGGCAACAAGCCCGGGUUUCCCCUGCUGGCCACAGCAGAUCCCUCAGGAAACCUGCUCCACAAGUCAGGGUCUCCUCGGAGACCCAGAAUUUAGGGUCACAUGCUGCAGGCAGGGCUGUGGCCCAGCUGGGUCUGACAAGGACCCAGCUGUCACGUCGUGAAUAUUUUAAUGUCCUGUCACUAUUGUUUAAAGUCCCAUUUUGCAAAGGCUGCUUGAGGCUUUAGGUGAAUUAGCGGUGACUGUCUUGGCGAGGCCAGCCCUCCCCGCAGCGAUAAGGACCAAGGUGCUGUUAAGGCCACUCCAGUGCCCCGACACCCCAGGAGCUGGGCCCUGCUAAUGAGGCCACCGGGUGGGAGCAGGAGCUGACCCCUCUCUGGAGGCUGACCUAAGUUUGUAGCUGUCCUCUACUCUCCCGUCUCUCUCACCAUCCCCCAAGUCCCUGCCCUGCUCCUGCCCUGCUCCAGCCUGUUGCCUAUGACCUGAGAGCUCAGCCUGAUUGGUUAGGUGAGACAGAAACGACUCCAGGCCAACACUCUCAUGACCCUCGGGGAAGGGGCCCAGGGCAGUCUUCUGAAAUGCUCAGAGCCCGCACCCCUAGGUGCCCUGAGACCAACUCAAUUUCUCAGCCCAGAAGCAGUGUUUAUACCAUGAGCUUGGCCCCUGCUAACCCAGCUCUCUGGGCCCACCACCCUGCACUGCUCUUCGGAAAAGGGCACCCAUAACUGCUAACAGCCCCUAGCCUAGGGGCCUGCCCUUCACUGUCUCUGGCAGGAAUUCCUAGGGCUUGGCUUGCCUCAUACCAAUCCAGGAAGAGGCAGACCUGCUUGUCGCUAAGGAGCCAGAGGCAGGACCAAUGGGCUCAAUGAUGUCCAUGGGCUCUCUGCCAAAUCCAAGAGGAGAUAUCAGUCUUUGGGGGUGCUGGCAGGGCCUCUGAGCCUGCACGGGCCUUGCCCCCAACCCUGUGGCCUCUGAGCUUUGGGUCUGCUUAACCUGUAGCAGACAGGGCCUCUGGGAGCCAUCUUGAGCAAAAUCUCUCUUGUCCCAGAGACACCUAUAUGGGUCCACUGUGU